AUGAGCCGGAGAGACGUCGAUCUCGAGUUCGAGCAGGCGUACCAGCGCCUCUUCUCGACCUCUUCUUCGUCAGUGGCAGAGCAGCAGGGUCCGAGCACCUCAUCAAUCAAGCGCGAUGCACGGCCACAGCCGUCUCAACAGCCAUCUCGAUCCCACCUAUCCAAGGAGGUAAGGGGAGCUGCACGACCUUCGGGCCACGCGAGGCAGCAUGUCCUGGCGCUCGCGUCUCAACGCAAAGCGUCCGCCGGCCGAACGCUUCUCCCAGCCAAGGACCAAGCGCAUGUGCAUUCUCAUCCAGCGAAGCGCGAGCACGCGGCAUCUUCCGCCUCUCGGUCGGAACAUGCUGCACAACCCUCUGCGUCAGCCGCAGCGAAAGGCAAGGGCCGCGCACGACCAUACACCACCGAACAACACCGCCACGCCGUCCCUCACGUCCCUGCAUCGAUACCGACCACCGCAUCCACACCCUAUGGCGCAUAUGCGCCGCCAGCAAGCAUGGCGUACUAUCCCUAUACCCAGAGCCAUGCACCGUUCCAUGUGUCGACUCCCGUCGUCGCACCCGGCGUCACGGCGCUGCCCAACCCGACGGUGGCAUGGACGCAGCCCAUGAUGCCCCCCGGCCCAGUCUCCGCCAUCGCCUAUCCCGGCUUCAGCGCCUCAGUCACCUUCUCACAGCCGCAGUUCUUUGCGUCUCAUCCACAGCCGAUCCCGGCUGGCAUGAUGCCGCCGUCGUCGGAGAGCUGGUCAGCUGCGGUCGCACCGGGUCCAACCCAACCACCACGAGCAAGCGCUUCCAAGCCCCCUGGUCCCGUCGCGGCGCCUCGACCUCCCCUGCUCCAGUCACACGCAAGUGAGCAGCUGCGCAGCACCCCGCGUCUACCCGCCAAGACUGCCGCUGUCAAGAACAAGACGCUGAAGACCGAGCUGGAUGACAGCGGCAUGCCGAUUCCCAAACGGCGCGGCCGGCCACCUGGCCGCACAAAGGCUAGUCUUCAGCCGGGCACGGUGCUUACCCCAGCUGAACCAGAGUCUCGCUCACAUAGCCCGGCGCCGCCGAAGGCUACCGCCGUGCCGGCCAAGUUCGACGGCUGCCUGCCGCUGCGCGAGCACGCGGGUGUGCCGCAGAACCGCGAGACGCACACGCUCUUUAUCCACGCGUCGCGGCGGCUGGUGUGGCUGGCGCAGCUGGCGGUGGCGCACUCGGCUGGCGACAGCAAGCCCGCGGCCGCACUCGACACACGCGCCUGGGCACGAUGGAGCAACUCGAUCGCUGCGCGGCUGCACACGCUUGGUGGCGAGCCGGGCGGGCACGGUGUGGCGGCGGACGCGGACGAUGCGCUCAGCUGUACAUCGCAGGCGGAUCAGGCCGGGCUGUUUCCGCGCCACCGCCGACGCGAAUACGUUGGGCUGCGGAAGCAGGCGCACGCAGCGACGCGCACCGCCGUGCUGCGCAUCUGCAUCCGCCGCCUGCGUCGAUACCUCGCCUCGACGGCCACCAAGGCGCGCACGGCGCCACACGCGCACCGCACCACGUACCUUAACCGCAAGCUGCGUGCGGCCAAGCUCGAGCGCCAUCUGCACCGUGCGCUGCGACCGGCUUCGCUCGACGCACGCAGGCUGUGGAGCCACUGGGCACGCACCCGCAGCACAGCCGGCUCGAGCACGGCGCGCGUCAAGCUCGAACACGACGAUGCCACGGAGAUGGUUGCGGAGGUAAAGAUGGAGUCGAACGAUGGGGUUGCUAUGCUGCCGCUGGACGAGGUGCGCGCUGCGCCGGUGCGCACGCAUGCGCCGCUAUUUCUGCGUCGCAACUUCACACUCUACCGUCUGCUGGGCAUCCGCACCUUGCCGCUCGCAUCAACUCACGAAUGA
Messenger RNA from Moesziomyces antarcticus, 1872 nucleotides. RefSeq lists its product as uncharacterized. The record is from RefSeq and is a predicted model, not a curated record. Bases 1 to 1872 code for a protein of 623 amino acids. The transcript has a single exon. NCBI's taxonomy places the organism in Eukaryota, Fungi, Basidiomycota, Ustilaginomycetes, Ustilaginales, Ustilaginaceae.